Molecule: messenger RNA, 1658 nt
Organism: Phoenix dactylifera (date palm)
Lineage: Eukaryota; Viridiplantae; Streptophyta; Magnoliopsida; Arecales; Arecaceae
Source: RefSeq, a predicted model, not a curated record
CGGUGAUCUCUCUCUCUCUCUCCCCCCUCCCUCCCUCCCUCCCUCCCUCUCCCCUUUUUCUUUGAUGGCGCCGGCGCCUUCUAGAAGAUCUAAUUGUUCGGCCUACUCCAGCUCCGCCGCCUUCCGGCGGUCCAUCUCGCCGAUCGGACGGCGCUACUCGUCGGCGAACUCAUACGACUCCCCCUUCGCCUCCUCUUCUGCCUCGAGCUUCUCUUCGAGGUCUCCCAGCUUCUUCAGCCGAUCUUCCUCCCCGACCCGCGUUAACAUCGUUGGAUCCGUCCCGCGGAAGCCUUCCGUCCGCUUCUCCAUCGACCGCCCCACCUCCCCCGGCCGCUCCCUCGCUGUGGACAGACAGCACCAGCACCACCAGGCCGUCAGGCAGCCGAUCCCCUCCGCCUCCGGUGGCGGACAGAGGAAGACGUGCAUGUGCUCGCCCACCACUCACCCCGGCUCCUUCCGCUGCAGCCUCCACAAGGGCUUCGGCCACAACCACGCGGUGUCGUCGUCUUCUAACCGGCUGAACGCGCGGCGAUCGGCGAUGACGAACUCGCUGGUGCGGAUCGGGACGGUGGAGGGCGAGUGGGUGAGGAGGGCGCUCGCCGCCCUCAUCCGGCCGUCCUCCCACCAGCAGCGGCGUAGGGAGGCCUUCCAGCCCCGUCCCAGCCGCCUCUCUAUCAUGUCCAAGGCCAUCGAUUUAUGAUCUCCGAUCAACCGUGGAUCUCGAAGCAGCGCUGAAAGGGCGUUACUCUUUCCGUUAAAAUUCUCCGUCCGCCGUUGUGGGUGGCGCAUUCCGUAUUCGCCGUCGUUUGUGGUGCGUCGUUUGAGUCGGUUGGUAUAGGUGGUUGCUUUCGAAGGAGGAAAGGUGGGUUUGCUCGUUCCUUGGCUUUCCACAAACGCAGGCAGAUUGGACUGGAAAUCUGAAUGACUUACGGAGAGGACUCGCAGAACUUGAACGUAAACCAAUUUUUUUUAAAAAAAAUAACCAUUAAAUAAUAAUAAUAAUAAAUAAUAAUUUUUUGGUUAAUGAAUUGAUAAAAAAAUAUUAUGUAAGUAUUUUUUUUAAAUAUUAUGAUUUACAUUCCACGGAUUAAAAAUGGAUUGGAUAUUGAUGCAUGAGAAUAUUGAUGCAUUCAUAUUUUUCGAUGAAUAUAUAUAUACAUAUUAAAUAAAUAUUAAAAUUAAUAUUUAUAUCUGUUCUAAAUAGAUACUGAUGCAAAUUGAAUAUUAAAUGUAAAUACAAAUCAAAUAUUAAAUAUAUCUAUAUUUUUUUAUUUAAAUAUAAAUAUAUAUUAUAAAUUUUUUAGAUAUUAAUCAAAUUUAGGUAAAAUUUAAUAAUUAAAACUAGCAAUAAAUUAAUAAAAAAUUAAUUUUGAUAAGUAUUUAUUAAUAAUAAAAACUAACUCAAAAAGGAUAUAACGUGGUGUUUUUAAGGCUUCUCACGAUUGUUACUGAUUUGUAAUCGUGAAGUAGAACUAGAAACUGCACAGUAUUUUUGAGAUUCUAGUUGCUUAAAGACGACAAGGAGAAAAGAGGAAUAAAACAGACAAAAGGUUUAAGUCUUACAGACGUGUGGAAUUAUUCGAAGAAUCUUAUUCGAAUCGAAUAUUCCAUAUUUAGAUUACUGUCUUAAAUAAUAGUCAUUUAAUAUCUAGAUUUUU